Messenger RNA from Drosophila bipectinata, 2268 nucleotides. RefSeq names its product alpha-L-iduronidase (gene Idua). Gene Ontology annotation, biological process: carbohydrate metabolic process. Lineage: Eukaryota; Metazoa; Arthropoda; Insecta; Diptera; Drosophilidae. The record is from RefSeq and is a predicted model, not a curated record. Gene Ontology annotation, molecular function: L-iduronidase activity.
CCGAAAAAAAAAUCAGGAUUUAAAAUAUUCCGUUUGUCCCACUGUGAUUCUCUUCCCGUGACGUCACGACUUAAGCUUUCGGCUUAGAACGACAGAUACAGACACUGAGAGCAGAGAGAGCGAGAUAAUAAUGCCCUGUCGUGGGCAGGACAGUGCGAAGUGGGGGGUGAGAUGGUCAGUUAGUGGGAGAGAAAACUCUUAUCAGAAGCGGGACCGUUACAUCGCAGACAAAACAAAGCCGAAAAUAAUCCCGCAUAGAAAGUCGAACGUGUUGCUCGUAGCUAGUCGCACGUAAAAAAAAUGCUGGUGUCUCUGUUUAUUUUGGCGACUCUCACUAAGAUCCACGGUCAUUAUACCAGCGGCGAUGCUCCAGUCUAUCAUCCACUACCCCACUUUUGGACGGGCGUCGGCUUCUGCCCCUCCGGGCGGAUCGAUCACCGAGGAAUCAGCUCCGCCCUAAGUUCCUCUGCGGUCCAGAUGAAUCUUCGCCAAAUAGCCGCCCUGCCGGUUGGUGCAGUGACCCACAUCCGAAUUCACUGGUUGCUGGAGCUGAUUCAUUUUCUGCAGUAUGAUUCUAAUGGAACACCAAUAUACGAUUUUUCUGAAUUUGAUGCCUUCAUUGACUUCUUGCAUGAUGAGCUACGUCUUUCACCAGUGAUAGAAUGGAUGGGUAAUCUGGGAGGGGUGUUUCUAGAAAACCCCCAACAAAUGCCCUUUUAUUGGGAGCAUUUUGUAAAGACUACGAUUAACCAUCAGUUGGCUCGACAUGGAUCCUCCAAAAUUGCUAACUGGCGGUACGAAACUUGGAACGAACCGGACCUUCGAAGCUACAACAAGCUGAAUAUGACCGCCCAAUCCUUCCUAGACUAUGUUCAAGCCGUGCGUCGUGGUCUGAGCAAAGCUGGUAGUUUGGAAACCCACGAGGGCAAAUUUCAGCUGCCCAUGUAUCGAGCUCUGCGAGGUCCAGCCGGUCUCUUCAAAAGCCUGCAAAAUCAUCCGCUCUGCUGGAAGCUACUGGACGAGUGCAACAAAAGUGUGAAAUACUGCCCAAUCGAUAUACUCACUUUUCACCGCAAGGGAGUCAAUGGGACUGCUACGGAGAUCAUCAACGGAUCUCUGGCGUUGAUGGCAAAAAUCUAUGAGGAGUAUCCUAAUCUCAAAACUCUUCCGGUGGCCAAUGACAUCCGUAGUGAGGCUGAUCCCGUGGCAGGUUGGAAUACUCCGCGGGAAUUUCAGGCAGAUGUGCGUUAUGGAAUUACUCUGAUAUCCACGGUAAUGCAUCACUUGCAGGCGAAAGUAGCUGAUGGGCCACUGAGGAGGUUGGAGUCGAUUAGCCAUGACAAUGCUUUCCUUAGCUAUCAUCCCUAUGAGUUUACCCAGCGGACUCUUCUAGCUCACUUUCAAAUGAAUGAAACGCAUCCUCCACAUUCCCAGUUCUUUCAAAAGCCCGUGUACAUUGCUUUGGGAAUGCUAGCCAAACUAGGUAAUCGGGCUGCAAAUAUUGAAAGAGUUAACAUGGACGCAUCGCACAGUGUUCAGGUUCUACGAUCUGUUUCCGGCGGAUCAGGUGGACCAGGACAAUAUAUGGCCACCAUAUUUCUAAGUCCAGUGGAGGCGGGUCCUCAACUGACAGCCUUCCAUCACAAAUAUACCCUGAAUAUGUCCAUAGCCAACGAGUCAGCCUUUAUUACCGAACUAAUAGUGCCCUACAUUACGGAUCCUUAUUACGUAUGGAAGCAGGCUGGCAGCCCUGCUUAUCCAAAUGCUACUUUGCGGGAAGCGAUGCGACGCGUUCAGACGCCAAAACUCCACCAAACAGGACCCAUUUGGGCGUACAACAGCGAAGUAGUGAUUAAUUCCGCCAAUAUUCCUCUACCCUGGGCAAUGCUGCUGCGCGUGUGUUCCGCCUCAUGGCCAAAACUGCGCCGGCCACAGCAACUCGCCAUUGCAGAAGUCACCCAUGGUGAGGUCUUUAUUAGCUGGAUGGAGCAUCCCAAGUCAACCCAGUGUUUGCUCAGCUACGAGGUCUGGUUCAAGGAACGCGACAGCCAAGGUCUCUCGGUCGAUUGGGUGUUGAUCUCCAACGAUUGGCACCUGCCUUAUCCAUCCUUUCACUACGCACCAGGGGAUCGGGGAUCCGUAAAUGGUUUUUAUAAAGUUCGUGGAGUCGAUGUUUUCAACGCUACCAGCCCUUUUUCGCAAAUAGUCGAAUAUAUGGAGUUGUAGUUUAACAAACAUAUCUAUAUUUAGGCAAAUGAAACCAAACAU